AUGACAGUUGGAGCCUGCUACUGGAGUGGAUACAGCUCUUACUGCUGUCCUUGUCAUGGUCAGGGACAGCCCGAUGUGGCCGAAUCCUCGUCGACCUCGUGCCUGGAGUGCGGACAUCCACUGAGAAAUCAUUUCAGAGUUGGGUUCCUCCCAAGUGAGAAUAGUGCUAGCCAGGUCUUCUUACCAAGACAUCAAACCGUGAGAAAGCUUGCCAAUCGCAUCCUCGAACAAAGAGUGGUCCUUGCUCGUGGGACCCCCUCUUCGGGAAAGACUUUUCUCGCCCGAUCUCUACAUACCUACCUCCGUGGACAGGGAGUCAAGUCAAUUUACAUUAGAAGCUUCCCCCCUAGUUUAGAGGGUGGUCCCUCCGCGUUGCAUUAUCUGCUCGAGGCCUGCCACAUCCAAGGGUUUGCGGCACUUGGACACAGCUUCUUGCGCGACAACUUUGUAUUCCUCAUCGAUGACGCCCACACGACCUACAAUAACUCCGAGUUAUGGUUGGUUCUGAAUUCGAUGAACCAAGAUCGCCUCGCGAACGUAACAGGCGCCAGUUUUUGUAUGUUCAGUGCAUUUGGUACCCCUGAUAGGGGUGUUAUGCCACAUAAUAUGGGAAGUGACUUGCUGGUAUUCAAUGAGCGUCAACGUCUUGUCUUGUCCGAGCGGUUUGACGAGGAUAUUUCUAUUUUCUACACCCAGGAAGAGUUUCAUCUCUACAUGGAAAUGCAUUUCCAGGGUCGAGGUUCCGAUUACGAAGUCUGCGAGAUCCUGAGAGAUACAAUCUAUGGUUUAACCGGCGGCCAGCCUGAAUUGAUGGAUGCACUCAUGCAUCUUUGUGACAUGUUGUAUGAGGCUUUCUACAAGGAUGAUGAUCUGGACAUAAUCAGCCAUGAUGACUGCGAAAUUCUUCAACUCUUUCAAGUUCGUGGCAUCCUGGAAGGAAUCAUCGCAGUGUUUGUAAACUUUGCGGGUCUCCCGCUUUCGCCCGAAACCUUCUUCCCCCCUGAACAGGAGUUUGAAGUUCUUCGCCACGCUCAAGAAGCCUGCGGCCAAGGCUUGCUGUUCGACCCGCAAAGUGAGGCUAUGCUAUCAUGCCUCACGAAAGGGUGGCUGCACAUGGAAGAGACUCGAGAAGGAGAAUUCAAAUGUUACUUUCCAACCAAGUUUCACAAUAGGCUCGUGGAGUACCUCAUGGGAGUCCAAGAUCUUAGGUAUCCCACUCCUCCCACAUUGAACAGAGGGGAACUUGAGUUGAUGUUGAGAAUGCGAGACAUGACGAUUUCCUAA
Molecule: messenger RNA, 1284 nt
Organism: Penicillium digitatum Pd1
Lineage: Eukaryota; Fungi; Ascomycota; Eurotiomycetes; Eurotiales; Aspergillaceae
Source: RefSeq, a predicted model, not a curated record